AUGCAAGCUACUACUACUACUACUGCUAGCGGCCCGGCCAAGCCCGACGGCGCAGCACGAACCACAGCAGAGGCAGCAGCAGCAGCAGCAGCAGCCGCACUACCACCAGUCCCCCAGCACCACCAGCACCACCACCGCCACGACGCGAAGGAGGACGGGCGGCGGCACGAGCUGACGAUAAUCGGCGAAAAGAUAAUAAUUAAUCGUGAGGGCGAAACAAUUAAGCAAACAUUGGUGGAUAACGACCAGCCCGACCAGCCGCCGACGGUCCAGAAGAAUGCUGUACUUGAUACUGACGACACAGCGCAAAGCCACGCUGGCCAUCUGCCAGCAGCAGUCCUCACGGCAGCAACAGCAGCAACAGCGGCUGCGGCGGCGGCGGCGGCCGGUGCAGCAACAACGGCGGCAGCGGCGGCGGCCUCAUCAUCGCCCUCGGUCAGCUCGACGACUCACCACCAACAACAACAGCACCACCACCACCAUCACUACCACCUGCACCAUCACCAGCAGCACUCGGUGGCGGCAUCGGCCACUGCGACGGCCGCAGCCACGUUCUCCACCACCGCCGCCAGCACGAUCUCGGGCAGCAGCGGCGGUGGUGGCGGGAGCGGCGCCAGUCCCGCACUAGCGGCGACCACCACCGUCCCCUUCUCGGGUGAGCUGGAGGAGCUGCAGAACAUACUGCACUUUCCCGAGGAGGUCGCGCUUCGCAUCACCGACAUGGAGUAUCAGCUGUUCUACCAGGUAUCACCGAUAGAUUUCAUAAACGAAGCCAUCCUCGAGCUAAAACGGGAACGGUGUGGCAGCAUCGGCAGUGGUCCAGAAGGAGGUGGUGGAGGUGGAACGGGAGGAGGUGGAACGGGAGGUGGAGGAACCGGAGGUGGCGACCGAGAGGACGGAAGCUUCCAGUCGCCUUUUAGUAGCUUUAUAUCGUCACUGAAUCCCAUACGCAAACGAUUCGAUGAGACCAGCGCGUGGACCAACUACAUUGUGCUCUCACAAGGUACACAAGACGAACGAAAAGCGGCCUUUGCAUGUCUGUUGCGUGUUGCUAUUUCAUGCUGGAAUAUCGGAAACUUCAAUGGUGCUAAAGAGAUAGUGGAUGGGCUGAAAUCAAUCAAAAAGGAAGCCUUCUGGACGUCGGCCACGGAUCGCACCGGUCGGAACACGGUGUACGAGUUUCUUACGACCGUGUUCGAUAGCUUCGAGUAUGAUAAUGCGGUUACGCGAGCACUGGCCAUACCCACGUGUCGCAUGAUACCGUACUUCCGGAACCACGUCGACGAGAUCAAAACCUUGCUGGUGACCGUCCCGCAGACCGGUGAACCCGGGCUCGAGAACCCGGUCGAAAAGUACUUCCUCGGCGAGGUGAAACCGCUGCCGCUGCGCGAAGAUGAGGAGUUUGUGGCCCGAUUGUUACCGCUCGAGCUGCCACUGGUCGAUUGCCGGGUGCGCACCCCAGUACCGGCGGACCCAACGGCCUCCGAAGUUGGGUCGGAUGAAUCGACGGAGCAGCUGGUGGUACGGUCGGAGCCGGAGCACGAUCAGCCCGACGCUCAGCCCGAUGACGAGGGCGAGGAGGAGCAGAUGGUGGAGCAGAUACUGGUGCGGGCGGAACCGGCCGUCAGCCGGCUGCAAGCGUCCAUCGAGCACCACGACCAGCUGUGCCGGGAGCUGCCGCACAGCCUACUGGAGUACCUACGGGCGGCGGCCAACAGUCCGCGCCAAACGAAAACCCCACUGUACAUCUACCAGCCCUCGAACCUGCAGGAACAGGAGGAGGACUACGAGGUGGAGAUCGGCAACUACAACCCGGUGCAGCCGCUGUUCUACGACCACGGCAUCAGCAUCAUACCGCUGUCGUCGAAGAAAACCAACGCGAUCGAUCAUCACAUACUGCAGAUCCUGCACCAUGGAACCACGUGUGUACUGUGGGAACCGGAGAUACCGUCGGAUCGGUCGUCCUUCGUCUACCUGCGGCUGGAGCGUUCCUGUUCGUUUGUCUCCUGGCAACGAACGGCCUGGCGGCGCAUCAAAUCCCAACAAGACUUUAGCCUUAACGUGAACCCGGAGGAGAUAGUGGCGUGGAAGUUUGCCAAUCGCUAUGCAUCGAACGUCGGCGAGCUGGAGGGCCAGUGCCAGAACCUGGACGAGGGCAUGCUCGACCUCGGCACGAUCAAGGAGAUCAACAUGGGCUCGCGGAACCACGAGUACGACGCGGAGAUACUGGCGGCCGGCAAGCGCUUCGGCCUGACGCACGUCGAGUGCUGCGUGACGCUGCUGUACGGUAACUCGGCGAGCGAAAACCGCAUACUGUGCAUCCUCUGCCCGCCGAUGCUGUGCCGGGCGUGGUACGUCGGGCUGAACUGGAUGCUGCGCGGCAUCCGGCGCCAGCAGAUCCUGAUCGACCGGUCGAUGCUGUGGCUGAAGGAGCUGUACAUACAGCUGUACUUCGAGGAGGGCGCGUGCAGCGAACCGAGCGUGGCCGACGCGAUCAAAGCGUUCGGCGGACGGUGCUACGGGCUGUCCUCGAUCAAGUCGUGGUCGGGUUCGCAGAUCAAUGAGCCGGGAUGUAGCGAGCCGAGCACUGUGGUCGCGAAGAAGGACUCGUGCACGACCAAGAUACGCAAGAAGCGGUCCGUGGUCAACCUGCUGAACCAGGGCAACGCGAAUCAGGGAGGUGGUGGUGGCAGUGGCAGUGGGAGUGGGGGCGAUACGACGCCCUCGGACACGAUGCUGCUCGACACGCGCGACUACCGGACGCGGUCGAUCGAGCGGCGCCGGGAGCGGAACGGCUCGAACGAUCAGCUCUGGCAGAACGUGAAGCAUCUUCGCAUCGGCUCGGUUACCUACGAUACUCAAUUAGAUUUUUUAAGCUUCGUAUCACUGUAUCGAUCGUUUAGUUUAAUUGCACGGCAGGACCUACGUGAUAUUUUCGACCAGCUCUCGGUGACGACCAUCUCGCGGACGACGCUGAACGGGGAGAAGAGCCGCAGUGCGCCCGAACUAUCGGAGGCCAUGGUCAAGCGAAAGAUAGGACUUUUGACGCGCAACUGCUCACUGGACAUGGAUCUGACCGAGGCGAAGCACACGCAGAAGAAGUACUUCGACGCGAUAGCGGCCUCGAGCAUCGCACACAUCGCCGCCAGCAACGAUUUCCUUUCGUGCAGCAACAAGGUCAUCACGAUAUCGACGCUGAAAAAGUUUCUCGAAACGCGCCAGAUGGAGAUCAAAACCGACGAGGAUGUGAAAGCCAUUAUACAGCGUCACGAACCGGAAGCGGCACAUCGGAUCGAGAACUGUCUCAGCUUCGAGGGAUUCGCCCGGUACAUGAUCGACAAGGACAACUACGCGUUUCUGAGUGAAAUCAUGCCGGAAAGCACCUACAUGAACCUGCCGAUGUCCCACUACUACAUUGCGUCCUCGCACAAUACGUACCUAACCGGGCACCAACUGAAGGGCGAAAGCUCGGUCGAGCUGUACAGUCAGGUGUUGCUAACAGGUGCGCGCUGCGUUGAGCUCGACUGCUGGGACGGGGACGAUGGUACGCCCGUCAUCUACCAUGGACACACCUUCACCACGAAGAUCCCGUUCCGGGCCGUCGUAGAAGCAAUAAACAAAUCUGCCUUCAUUCAAUCUUCCUACCCCGUGAUACUUUCCAUCGAGAACCACUGCUCGGUGCAGCAGCAGCAACGGAUGGCGAACAUCUUUCAGGCAAUCUUCGGCGAAAAGCUGGUCACCAACUUCAUGUUCGAUCAGGACUACAGCGACGAGCCGUACCUGCCGUCGCCGCUUUCGCUCAAGCACAAGAUACUGAUCAAGAACAAAAAGCUGAUAGUGGAGAUACCGGCCACCUUAUCGACCGGUUUGACGCGACAGAACACCUUCAAACAAUCGAAUUUAUCCAGCAGAGCCAGUUCAAUUAUAUCCAACACUAGCGGUAGUUCACUGAACGAAGAGUUUAGCGAUGACGAGUACGAGGAUGAUGACGAUUUUGACAAUAUUGAUGAAAAAACAUAUCAUACAACUUGGGGAUCAAUAGAGGAUAAGUAUAGGCACAGUGUGUGCCAUUCCAACAUCACGCCGACAAAAUCGAAAGCCCAAGACCAGGACGAACGAUCCCGCAAGCGCAGCAACCAGAUCGCCCGAGAGCUCUCCGACCUGGUGAUCUACGUGCAAGCAAUAAAAUUUCGCGGCCUGAACCCCUACAGUCCGCACAACUCAAUACGUGCCAAUCCGAAGCAGCAGCAGCAGCAGCAGCAGCAACAGCAGCAGCAACAGCAGCAACAAAGUCAGCAAAAUCUGACCAGCGCCCAGCUGAGUUCGCAGCAACAGCAGCAAAAUGUGCUCAAGACGAGUGGGUCGGUCGUGACGGUGGGAAGCAUACUGAAGAACAGCUCCGGCGACACGCUCAGUCUGCCCUCGUCCAGCCACCUGUCCGAUAGUUUGUCGCUCAGCUACGACGCGUCCAGCAUCAGUGGCAGCGAGUCGCAUCUACCGCCGACCUCGAACUCGAUUCGCAACCGCACCCUGCCGAACGCGAACCACCCCUGCUACCAGUGCUCCUCGAUCAAUGAGGCCAGCGCGAAGAAGCUCUGCCGGAAGGAUCCGCUCGGGCUGAUCGCGCACACCGAGUCGCAGCUGAUGCGCACCUACCCGGCCGGCCUGCGCAUCGACUCGUCCAACUUCAAUCCGGUGUUUUUCUGGGCGUUCGGCAUCCAGAUGGUGGCGCUCAACUACCAAACCGAGGACAUACCGAUGCACAUCAACAAGGCCAUGUUCGAGGAGAACAACAGCUGCGGGUACGUGCGGAAGCCGGACGUGCUGUGGAACCGGUCGCACCUGAUGUACCGGCGGUACAGCCCGCUGGAGAAGGAGUUCGACGGGCUGCACGUGACGCAGCUCGUGCUGAACAUCGUGUCCGGGCAGUACCUCAACCAGGCCAGCCUGUACUCGAGCACGUUCGUCGAGAUCGAGCUGCUCGGCAUACCGGUCGACUGUGGCAAGCGCAAGACGAAGAUCAUCCGCAAGAACUCGUUCAACCCGCUGUGGAACGAAACGUUCUACUUCAAGAUCAUGUUUCACGAUCUGGCGUUCCUGAAGUUCAGCGUGUACGACGCGGAGACGGGGCUGGUCAUUGCGCAGCGCGUAAUUUCGCUCAAGUGCAUCCGGCCCGGGUACCGGCACGUGCGGCUCCGCUCGCCCACCAACCAGCCGCUCAACAUGGCGUCGCUGUUCGUGUACACGCGCGUGGAGGAGGAAAGCCUCGACCGGUCGUACGACGAGAUCGACGAGCAGUACCUGCAGCAGCGGGGCGAGAAAACGCGCGGCGGCCGGGGUGGCAACGCCGGCGGCGGGGGCGACGGUGGCGACGUGCCGGUCCUGUUCGAGGCGAGCCGGCUCGACAUUGCCAACAGCCUGGAGAGCAAGGUGCCGCAGCUGAAGCGCAAAAUGUUCUUUCUCACCGUGUACGACGUGGUGCCGGACAAACCGUACACGAUCCUGAAGAUCACGCAGGAAAGCACCACCAAGGACGUGCUGACGCAGGCGAUGGGCAAGAUGAACAAGUCGGCCCAGGACAUGGCCAACUUCAUACUGAUCGAGGAGGUGUACCGGGGGUGGGAAAAGAAGGACCGGCUGCUGCCGCCGAGCCAGCGCGUGCUCGACAUGGCGGAGAAGCCGCUGCAGGCCCAGGGCCACUGGAAGGGCGAGGGCCGGUUCAUACUGAAAAAGAUCGGCAACGAUCCGAGCAGCCGGGCCUGGGUGACCUCGAUCCGGCGGACGACCGACCGGCGGGCGUCGAUCGCUGCCACAAUGGCCGCCGGUGGUGGUGCGGCGGGGCUGUCCGGCGCUGCCACCGGCGGCAAGGAACCGACCGCCGACGAUCUGCUCGCCCUCGAGAACGUGGACAACUUUCUCGUGUGCGUGUACAACGUGUCGCAGGACAUACCGUACGCGAUACUGCGCGUGCCGAUGAAGUCGACCGCGCAGGACGUGCUCGCGCAGGCCCUGCUGAAGGCCCGCCGGCUCGACAACCCGAACAACUUCGUGCUGGUGGAGGAGCUCAACUACAGCACCAAGGGCAACGACACGAUGCAGCGCAUCCUGCUCGACGACGAGAACGUGUACGUGACGCAGGCAAACUGGAAAACGAUCGGCCGGUUCGUCAUCCACGAGCGCAGCCAGCUGACGCCGUCGACGAUCCGCAAAACGAUCCUGCCGAUCGAGAAGAUUAGCCGCGGGUUCAGCAUCAGCCGCGGGUCGUCCUCGUCCUCCACCUCGGUGCACUCGCUCGCGUCCAAGUCGCCGAUACAGGUGGCGCUCAGCGAUCCGACCGCUUCCUCCUCGACGUCCCGUUUCAAGUCCCGAUCGGCCGGUGCGCACGAGCCGGGCGCGUCGGGCUCGGGCGUGGGCGCCAAGUCGCGCCACCACGGGCACGGUCGGACAAAGUUUUGCUCGGAAAAGGACACGUCCUUCUCGAGCACCAGCGGUGGCAGUGCGGGCUCGAAGUCGGCCAACCGGCGCGAGGUCCACUCGGAGGGCGAAACGCUCAGCGACGAGGAGACGAAGGAAUCGGACAUCAUGUCGACGAUGUCACGCUUCAAGCGCAUGUCGAUCAAGAAGCUAAAGUCCUGGAAAUCCUAACUCGGCCCGCUGUGGGAGACGUCCGUGGACGUGGAGUUAGCAGCGAGCUAGCAGCAGCUCCGAGACCGAGACACGACUAAUCGACACACAAAACAAAACCUGGCCCAAACCAGCAAGCACAAGGGUGCAGCCGCAAAGUAGCAUCAUGUUGCUGCUGCUACCAUCAUCAUCAGCAUCAUCAUCAUCAUCAUAGUGUUCUCACGAUGGCAGCCGAGUCAGCACAAAAACCCCACUAAACACAUGGUGUGCGCGAGUCAGCAAUUUGACGGCCAUUUUGACUACCAGCCUACACGUUUGUUUUUUUGUAUUGCUAUCACACAGCUGUACGUCUAUUGCUACUAUUAUCGCAGCUUGCGUUUGUUAAAGGCUUCCUAAGGCUUGAAAGCGUUACGCAGAUUGAAGGGAAAAACGAGAGAAACGGAAAGGAAAGAGUGUUGUUAAAGAAGGUGGGCGCGCUUGGUUUUAUGCUUCAAACAACUAGGACACUUGAUAGCAUAAAAAACCCUGCUCUCCCCCCAAGAAGCCCAACGCGCCUCAAACUAGUUAAUGUAGACCGUAAUGUCCGUAAGGGUUGGACCAUCCGCAAUACCAGUUUCCUGUGAUUUUGUGCCCAUUCUCUCCUCACACGUUCACGUUCAGGCCCUCCGGCAGCCAUCCCCGCCCAAACCCGAAGCGAAGCGGAGGAGCAGAGCAAUACGGAGGGCACUACCCACACAAACGCGCCCAUUAUUGUAGGAGAUUAAUCUUGAUAGAUGGGAGUGGGAGAGUGCACGAUAGGGCGGCAGAUACGAGAUGAGGUGGAGUUAAGAUGAAAGGGUUAAUAAAUGAAAAACAAAGAAAAAAACGCAUCUUUACAGCAAGUUGCAACAAUAAACAGUCGUAGCAUAUGCUAAUCAUAUUCUCACACUAAAUCUCACACUUCUGGUUCGUAGUAGCAGCGCCGUGUUACAGACGCUACAGACGUGCUCGACACUAAUGAUAGAUUCAAUGUUCGUGCUAUGGGCACCCCGUAUCGUGAAAGUGACAGUGCGGAACAGGAGCGCAUCGCCAUAAUGGGAUGCGCGGUUGAAACGUUAACGAUGACGAAGAUAUGAUAGCAUUAGCAGUAAUUGUUUAACCUACCAUCCUCUGAUGACCACCCCAUGCCUCUCCUGCGCCUACCCACCUUCUCCCCAACAGUUCCCGAAAAGGGAAGAAUGAAAAUAAAGCAAAUAAGUAAGCAAACAAACAAACAAACAAACAAGAGCAAAGCAAACAUACAUGUUGAUAACACGUUAAUAAAUAUUUAAUAAGCUAGCGAGUUCAAGAAAAAGAGAGCGAGAGAGAGAGAGAGAGAGAGAGAGAGAGAGAGAGAGAGACAGAGAGAAAGUGUGUUAGCAGUCCAGUGUGGAGUAAAAAGUGGAAGUGAAAAACAAAAACGAUAUUAGAAUAGAACAAAAAAAGCAAGGAAUGGAGUUAUAAUAUCAAGCAUAUUGGGGCGCAAAUAAACGAGAAAGUGGAAAAAAUGGAAAAGCGCGACAGAACGAACGAUGCACAGGCGGCAGAAACAAACCAUGUGAUAAUAAAAAGAAAGAAAGAAAGAAAGUUUAAAUUGGAUAUACAUUUUUGAAGUAUCAGAUUGUGACCUAUUCUUUCAAAAACCAAACAAAACUAAAGAAACCAUUGAACGAACUAGUGGGAGGAAAGUGUUAUAUUUUAUAUAAACCUUCUUACACAUACACAAAAUCACAUUUCCUUCUACACGGACCCGUGGCAUCGACACACAUAUACACAUACACAUACACACAAACACUCAAUCAGUUAAAUCGGGAAAAUAGCUGUACAACAACCAAAACCCAACCAAAGCUCAACACGGACAAAGCCCGUUCGAUGGUGUGAGUGUGUGUACGUAGAAGCGUAGAACGUUCUUUGUUAGGGACGAUAGUAUACUACAAUACCCCGUAACAGAACCUCACGUGUACAACAUUUCAAAACAAAACAAAAAAUGGAACAUAAAACAAUAGUUCUAGAAACAGAAACAAAUAAUAGGGGAAAAAGUAGAAAAAACAACUCCACCCUCCGGAAAACAGAUAAAACUAAGCAAACACUAUAAAAAACAUACAAUAUAUCUCGACACACAAAAUGGAACAUAACCAUAUCCACCACACGAAAGCAGCGGGGUGACGACAAAACUACAAGUAAACAGAUGCAAAAAAAAAGAAAACAUGUACACGCAAAUAGCGCAAACAAUUACCAAUAGCAUAAACUAAAACGUGAACAAAACUGCUUCGUUUUUAAUAACAGUCUACAGCAUACAUUAAAAAUAACUGUUACCCCAAACAGCAAAAUGGCAAAGUGUGUUGAUAGUGACUAUCCCUGAUUCCCUUUCUCUCUAUCUCCUUCCCGCCUACCUUAUCACUGGCCACACCGACAAACGCUAAUGCCGCGCGCCAAUGUUAAUAGAGAGUUCUCUUUUUUAACUUGUUGUUCAAUGAGAAAAAGGAAAUAAGUAACAAAACAAAGAAAAAUAAAUCUAAACAAAACGAAACCGACAAAAAAAUGGCAAAACCUACACACAACAACAAACAAAAAAAAAACAAAACAAACGAGCAAGCAAAUAUAGAAGUUAAACGUAUUUGAACAAAUAAUUAACUAACGCGCUUUACUUUCAUUUAAUGAAACAAACAAAAAAAAACAAGAGAAAAACAUAGCAUAGAUGAUAAUCGUUUUCAUCGCGGGGCCGAAUGAAUGACUAUAGCAUAAAGUACUGUUUAUAAAUAGAGAGCUAGAGUUAUACCCUUUUUAUCAAUCAUAUCACCCUCCGCACCCGUUGUCCAAAGUUUUCAUCUUACAUUAUACCCCUUUUCCAGUGAAAAUACACAAAACACUCUCUCUCACACACGAACUCCACGAACAUAGAAGCACCUGAACCAGAGGAGGAAAAAACAAAGCAAACAAAUACAAAAACCAUAUCCUACCACACUACCACAGGACCCAAGGAUUCCUUCUAUUCCUAAAAGGACGUAGACAACAUUACAAACAAGAAGAAACAGAGAUAAAGAGAUGAAAAAAGAUAAGAAAACAAAACAAAACGCAACAAGCUACCCACUAAAACAAACUUAACAAUUUAGCGUUACACGGAAUUGAAAAGCAAAGUAAUAAAAAGUAACAGUUUAUUCUUGAUGUUUAUAUGUGUCAAUAUCUGAGAUUUGUACGAAUAUUUAUAUACACAUUAGUGAUGAAAUAGUAGAAGAAGGAUGAGGAUCACACCGACGCCACAUAAACCACGCACACACCCACGCACACAUCCACACGAGACAAAUGCAUAGGCGCAUGUAAAAGAAGCUCGUACAUUAGAGGGAGGGGUAGUAAAAUCAUUAACAAACAGCUACAACAAAAUCCCAAAACAUCUCGUCGGAGCAAUGCAUGCGACGUUGCCUGUUGCAAAGUAAUGGUAAUAUAAAUAAUAAAAUUAAUAAUAAUAUUAAUAAUAAUAAUAAUAAUAAUAAUAAUAAUAAUAAUAAUAAUAAUAAUAACAUUAACAAGUAAACAGAAAAAAUGGAAGUAAUGCAUACAACUAAAUAAAGAAGUAAUAAAUAUCAGACAGUAUGAUAAAUUAAUGCUAACGGUAACGGACAAACAUUAGUAAAAUGAGGAAAAUUAACACUCAACAAGAAAAAAGUAACACUAGUAGCAAGUAAUUUAAUUACAAGUGCAGCAAAUGCAGACGUUAGAUUUUUUUAAAUAAUAAAAUGAAAAAUCAAAUAAACAAAAGAAUGAUUCAUUUUCGCGGAUGCAGCCUGUAUCGCGGUUGCGUCGAUUGCAGUUAUUCAAAAUGAGAUUUAAAAAACAAACGGAAAGAGAACACGUGGUGUUCUAAAAUCUCAGCUUAAAGCAUCUAAGUACACAUUGCACAUCGCAUGGACAGUUGGUUCGUCCUGGUAAUCAAACCAACUUCAUGUCACCCAUAUGCACACCAGGUUCAUGUGAGCAAUACACUUCAAUCACACCUGUUCCUUCCAUCACGUUUCAUGGCGCUUACCAAAA
Messenger RNA from Anopheles arabiensis, 10671 nucleotides. RefSeq names its product 1-phosphatidylinositol 4,5-bisphosphate phosphodiesterase epsilon-1-like. Bases 1 to 6645 code for a protein of 2214 amino acids. The transcript is spliced from 15 exons. NCBI's taxonomy places the organism in Eukaryota, Metazoa, Arthropoda, Insecta, Diptera, Culicidae. Gene Ontology annotation, molecular function: guanyl-nucleotide exchange factor activity; phosphatidylinositol-4,5-bisphosphate phospholipase C activity. Gene Ontology annotation, biological process: lipid metabolic process; small GTPase-mediated signal transduction; phosphatidylinositol-mediated signaling. The record is from RefSeq and is a predicted model, not a curated record.